AAUCAAUACAACAAACAUGGAAACUGAGCCUGCUGGCGUUCAGCUUUUGAGAGACGCUUGUAAAAAAAGAGGUGUAAAUGGCAUUAGAAGCUUAUCUAGAACAUUUAGAAUCUAUGAUGACGAUGGCAGCAAAUAUUUGAGUAGAGAAGAAUUUGGAAAGGGAAUACACGACUAUGGAGUCAACAUUAGCGAGGGAGACAUCACUGAGAUGUUUUCAUAUUUCGAUAAGGAUAAAAGUGGUCACAUCAGUGUUAACGAAUUCAUUGAAAAAAUCAGGCCUAACAUGAGUGAUGGCAGGAUCAAAUUGAUUGAGAAAGCUUUCCAAAAACUAGAUGUUACUGGUGAUGGAGUUAUUACUAUAGAGGAUUUAAAGAGACAAUAUGAGUAUAAAAAGCAUCCAAAGUACAUAUCGGGAGAGUGGAGUGCAAACAGAGUCUAUAAAGAAUUCUUAAAUAAUUUUCAACAAGGAGGUGUUCUGGAUGAGACAGUAACAUGGAAAGAAUUCCUCGACUACUACAGAGGUAUAAGUUCCAAUUUCGACAAGGAUAUCCAGUUCGAUUUAAUGAUGAGAAAUUGCUGGAAGUUGUAAAAGAACCAUUUAGGAAUACUUUUGAUUGAUUUUCAUACAUUUCGUAAUGAAUCACAAAAAAAGGGAUAAUAUAGAAAUCUUAAUAAUCAAUAAGGAAAAUCUUUAAUUGAAUAUUUAAAAAAAAAAUCCAAAAAAGAAAAAAGUUUAAAAAAAAACAAAGCUUAUUACGUAAUAAUUUUGAAAAGAGAAAGUACACUGAUCAUAUAUUAAAUUUUCUUACAAUAACUUCUUUAGAAAGCUAACAUGGGGCACUUAGAGUUUAUUUCUUUUAGGCUUAAAUAUAUCUUUUAUUAUAUUAUAAUGUAUUUCUAACAACUGUGCUAUGCUCUUAUUUUAUUCACAUUUUUUUCUAAUUCUAGCUGUCACUUUGUAUGAACUUCGUAAAUACAAUAUAUUUCUCGGUUAAAGGACAUAUGACAAUAUAUCUUUAUUGCUUGAUAUAAUAUACAGUAUAUCGUAUAUUAUAACUAUUGGUUACCAAGGGAAAUCUUCUUCUCUAUUUAAUCUAAAUAAAUUACUAUUCAAGUAUAUAGAUUUGGCAA
Messenger RNA from Dimorphilus gyrociliatus, 1131 nucleotides. Lineage: Eukaryota; Metazoa; Annelida; Polychaeta; Dinophilidae. The record is from the annotation of a GenBank genome assembly.